UAUGUUUUCAAAAGUGGGUCAAGAAUGUCAAAGAGUUAUUGAAUUUAGACCAAAUGAACCAUUUUUAACUCCGUAUUUAAUUGGUUAUAAAAACAUAACAAAUGAAGAUUUGGAUCAUAAAGUUUACGUUGUUUGGACUUAUUCAUAUUUAGUGCUUUUAAUUCCAGUAUUCCUGCUCACUGACACUUUACAGUAUAAACCUGUAAUUGUCUUUGAAGGGCUAUGUUAUAUAUUAACAUGGUGCAUUAUAUUAUGGGGAAACGGCGUUCGAGCUAUGCAACUUAUGCAGUUUGUAUACGGUGCAGCAACAGCCACCGAAAUUGCCUACUUAACUUACAUCUAUUCUAACAUUGCGCCUAGUAAUUAUCAGCUUGCGACGUCUUUUACAAGAGGAGCACUACUGUGUGGCCGUUUCUUGUCGGCGGCAUUAGCCCAAACUUUCGUUUCUACAAAAGUUCUUAAUUAUAAAGAACUUAACUACAUUUCAUUACUAUCUGUAAGUGUAGCUCUCGUAAUAUCUUUAAUACUCCCCAUGAAAUGGGAACGGCGGUCUGGAUGCGAUAUUAAAGGAUACUUUCAAAACUUAUAUUACGAAGGGAAGAUAAGCUAUUUAAAUAGGACAAUUCUAAAAUGGAGUAUAUGGUGGGCUAUAGCAACUUGUGGGAAUUUUCAAGUUGGAAAUUAUAUACAAAAUUUAUACGAAGAAAUUAAACCGAAUAGAACCAAUGCAGAAACAUUUAAUGGCGGUGUUGAUGCUGUUUCAACAUUCUUAGGUGCUGGUGUAGCAAUAUCUACAGGAUUUAUUCACUUUAAUUGGAAAGAAUUAGGUGAAAUUGUCCUGUCUUUGUUAAGCUGUACUAGCGGUGCCUUCCUACUUGCUAUUUCAAAUGAAUUGCAGGUUUCCAGAUUUGGUUUCGUCUUUGGAUGUAAUACUUUUGUUGCCCUUCUCCUACAGACAAUAUUGACAUUAAUUUUCGUCGAUUCCCACGGUCUUAAAGUAUCCAUAAGAACACAGUUCAUGAUAACCGGAGGAUAUUUUAUGGCAAUGGGGAUAGCAUUUACUAUCAUGGCAAUUAUAAUUAUAAGAAAUAUGGGCGCGUCACUUGUUGGUGAAGGAGCGAUUGUUGUACUAGCUGCAGUUGUUGGGGCUUUAGUUGUUGGAGCUUUGGUUGUUGGAGCUUUGGUUGUUGAAACUGUACUAGUAGGGGUAGCUGUGGUUGUUGGAGCUUUGGUUGUUGAAACUGUACUAGUAGGGGUAGCUGUGGUUGUUGGAGCUUUGGUUGUUGAAACUGUACUAGUAGGGGUAGCUGUGGUUGUUGGAGCUUUGGUUGUUGAAACUGUACUAGUAGGGGUAGCUGUGGUUGUUUGA
Messenger RNA from Dimorphilus gyrociliatus, 1369 nucleotides. Lineage: Eukaryota; Metazoa; Annelida; Polychaeta; Dinophilidae. The record is from the annotation of a GenBank genome assembly.